AAAUAUCGUUUACCAUUUCCAAUUCCUUUCGCCGCCUGUUUUCCAUCUACCGUUCCAGGUGAUGAUGGAUGAAGAAAGAGAAGAAGACGACCCGUCGUUCACAAUUCUCUUUUCGAUCGAUUCUGAAGCAUAACCCCAGAUCUAGGGUUAGGGUUUUGAAUUCUACAAUCGACUUCACCCCUUGAUCGUUCGUUCGGAAUGUCGCAACCGGAUUCGUUCUCCUCUCCUUCUUCUCCGCCUGUGAUUCGCGAAGAAGGAGGGUUUCAAAGAUUCGACCAUGGCCGCGAUCACGGUUUCGAUCGAGAUCGACCACCCUGGAACCGCGAUCGCCGUCAUGAUAGCUUCGCUCACCGUCAUGGAAGCGUUGCAACGUCGGAUAACGCGGGGGAUUCGACUACAGAUGAUCCCUGGUCUUGUGUUGUCGUGGUCGUGACCUUCUACGUCUUCGUGUCGAUGACUUUGAUAAUGGGGUUAUACGGGACAACGACCGUAUGGCUCGGACCCAACUCCUCUUUCCUAGUACAGCCAACUUCUGUUUUCGUACAAAGCGUGAUAGUGGAACAAUUAGACAAGAGACCUGGAAUGCUGCUGUAUGGUUUGGAUAAGACCCCAGAGCUUGAUGUUUUGAUUAAUUGGUCUGAAGUCCACUAUUUAGCUGUUCCAUAUGAUUCUUACAAGUAUUGGAUACAGUAUCUGAAUAAGGGCUCACAGAUAAAAGUUUCAUACAAUGUUGAAUCCCCAGGUUCUUCCCUCUAUCUCGUAAUAGCCGAAGGGACAGAAGGGCUCUCUGAGUGGGUACAAGAUCCUACACGUCCUGACAAAACAUUAUCGUGGAAUCUAAUUUAUGGCAGUGGUGUGAUUCAGCAGGACAUAACUAAGUCAUCGAGCUAUUACAUUGCAGUGGGCAAUGUAUACCUGAACGAAGUGAAGGCUACAUUAGACUUUCACCUUGACGCUGUAUUGUACAAUACUACUGAAGCUUACUAUAACUGCAAUUUCCCUAAUGCAAAAUGCAGUUUUAAUGUUCCAUUUUUUGGAGCAAAUGCUGCUGUACUAACCUCACCAGGUCCACAGCAGAACAUUUCGAAGAACGAGUUCUGUGUAAAAGUGUCAUAUGAACCAAGAUGGCUAGCAUACAUCGUUUGCAUUGGUGGAGUGACUGCACUCUUGGUAGUACUCUACAGCAUAUUUAAGAAGCCACAAUCAAACACUGAAGCUGAAGCAACUGCUCAGAAUGGAGAAACGGCUCCUCUAGUGCCAGGAAAAGAUGAUGAUGUAUCGAGCUGGUGCUCAUCCUACAGUUCUAUCAUGACAAGUACCGAAGAGAUUGAAGGGCACGAGGGUGAAAACAACAGUGGCACCCGAUACCUCUGUGCGAUAUGUUUUGACGCUCCCAGAGACUGCUUCUUCCUCUCUUGUGGUCAUUCUGUCGCUUGCUUCCAAUGUGGGACUCGGAUAGCGGAAGCAUCUGGUAAUUGCCCCGUCUGCCGCAAGAAGAUUAGGAAGGUAAAGAAGAUUUUUAACGCCUAGAAAGAAAGAAAAAAAAGAAACUUCAAAAAAAUGCAGAUUUUGCUACAUUUCCACAUUUGUAAAUUGCCCAUUAUUUUACAUAAACUUUGUUACGCAGCACAAUGUUAGAGAUCAACGUGUAUUCGGUCCGAGUUU
Molecule: messenger RNA, 1665 nt
Organism: Tarenaya hassleriana
Lineage: Eukaryota; Viridiplantae; Streptophyta; Magnoliopsida; Brassicales; Cleomaceae
Exons: 10
Coding region: 199-1530 (443 amino acids)
Source: RefSeq, a predicted model, not a curated record